AUGUGUCGUUUUGUAACAGACUACAUAAAAUCUUAUGAAUUCAGAUGUUCUGAUGGCCAAAUUAAAGUCAGAAUGACCAAUCAGCGCAUUGUGAUUAAUGUUAGCGGUCUUCGUUUUGAAACUCAUACAGACACUCUUAAUCGCUUUCCCAAUACCCUUCUUGGUUGUCCUUUCAGGAGAAGCCGUUACUACGACUCCCUCAGAAAUGAAUAUUUUUUCGACAGGAAUCGUCCAAGUUUUGAUGCAAUACUUUAUUUUUAUCAAAGUGGUGGGAGGCUUAGAAGACCAGUUAACGUACCAAUUGACGUUUUUACUGAGGAAAUAAAGUUUUAUGAUCUAGGAGAAGAAAUAUUCGAACGUUACCGUGAAGAUGAAGGUUUUACUAAAGAGGAUGUACAUAUUCUUCCUAAAAAUAAAUUUCAGAGAAAAGUUUGGCUGCUUUUUGAGUACCCUGAGAGUUCAAUUGCAGCGAGAUGUGUAGCCAUUAUUUCCCUACUAGUCAUUCUCAUUUCAAUUAUUAUUUUUUGUGUUGAGACUUUGCCGCAUUUCAGACAUUAUGAACUUGAGUUUAUCGAAGGUCCUACUAAACUACCAACUAUUUCUGCUGUAGAUACCCCUCAAGUUACAGGAACACUGUUCAUCCUAGAGUCUAUUUGUGUUGUUUGGUACACUUUUGAGCUGUUAGCUCGUUUUGCAGCUUGCCCACAAAAAUUGGCGUUUUUCAAACAAGUAAUGAACUUGAUCGAUGUUGUAUCAAUCAUUCCGUACGCAAUAUCAAUUGGUGCACUAUUAGCAGAAACUACUAAAACACAGAACCAAGCUAUGUCAUUAUCCAUAUUGAGAGUGAUUCGACUGGUGAGAGUCUUUCGUAUCUUCAAACUAUCUCGUCAUUCUAAAGGACUACAGGUUCUUGGAAGAACACUUAAAGCAAGUUUUAGAGAAUUAUGUCUGCUUUGCUUUUUCCUCUUUGUCUGUGUAGUACUUUUUUCUGCUGCAGUUUAUUUUGCAGAAGUUGAUGGUGGUGAAGAACAAUUUCCAAGUAUUAUACAUGCAUUUUGGUGGGCAGUUGUUACAAUGACUACAGUUGGCUAUGGUGAUAUGAGACCUGUAACAAUGUGGGGUAAAAUUGUAGGUUCAAUGUGUGCAAUAGCUGGUGUUUUAACUAUUGCCCUUCCUGUACCUGUUAUUGUAUCAAAUUUCAACUACUUUUAUCAUAGAGAAUCAGAAAGUGAAGAGCUUACCACCUAUGUUCAUGUUUCAGAUGAUCAAAAACGAUUCAGUUAUCCCGGUGAUAAUUUCAAUGAAGAAGCACUUGAAAGUUCAAAUCCUGAAACAUUAAAUCAAGAAAAAAAUAAAAGUAUUCGAAGAACAGCAGUCUGCCGACAAUCUUUUUCACAGUCUAGUGGACAAGAAAGAUUUCCUUCUGUAAAAAGUAAUGGUGCAGCAUAUACAGAAUUAGAAGCUGAUAAACAAUCCAGUUGUAUAGAUUCUUUAGGUGAAUUAAGCAAUAUCUGUAUGGAAGCAAGAAAUUCUCAAGCGAAUACAAAUCAAGCCUCUAUCUCGUAUAGACAUCAUCUUCAAGCAUUUCAAGAAGUAAUGCAAAAACAUGAUAUGCAAUCACAGAAAUUUAAAGAUCUUUAUCCACAUCAAACAAAUUUCCCAAAUAAACGACUAUCACUUUUCACACAAUCAACAACCAGUCCAGAGGAAUCAUUUUUAAAUAAAACUUGA
Molecule: messenger RNA, 1731 nt
Organism: Trichobilharzia regenti
Lineage: Eukaryota; Metazoa; Platyhelminthes; Trematoda; Strigeidida; Schistosomatidae
Source: the annotation of a GenBank genome assembly